AUGCGGGUGCACCUGGGGGCGCUGGCCGGUGUGGCUGCGCUGACUGGGGCGCUCAGCUUCGCGCUCCUGGCCGCCGCCAUCGGCACGGACUUCUGGUACAUCAUCGACACCGAGCGGCUGGAAAGCAGCGGGCCCGUGGCGAUGGAUCGGCUGGGGGCCGCCAACCGCAGCCGGCCUGAGUCUCUGAGUUCCCACUCUGGCCUCUGGCGGACUUGCAGAGUGAGGAGCCCGUGCACCCCGCUGAUGAACCCUUUCUGGCAAGAGAAUGUGACAGUCAGCGACUCAAACCGACAACUUCUCACCAUGCAUGGGACGUUUGUGAUCCUGCUUCCGCUCAGCCUGAUCCUGAUGGUUUUUGGGGGAAUGACGGGGUUCCUGAGCUUCCUCCUCCGUGCCUACCUCCUCCUCCUGCUCACAGGGACGCUCUUCCUCUUUGGAGCCAUGGUGACCCUCGCUGGCAUCAGUGUCUACAUCGCCUACUCGGCCGCCGCCUUCCGCGAGGCGCUGUGUCUGUUGCAGGAGCGGGCGCUGCUGGAGCAGGUGGACAUCCGCUUCGGCUGGUCCCUGGCCCUGGGCUGGGUCAGCUUCGCUUCCGAGCUGCUCACCGGGGCGUCCUUCCUGGCGGCCGCGCGCGUGCUCAGCCUGCGCCGAGGGCAGGACCAGGUCCUCUGAGCCCAGCCGCUGCCCGGGAGGACGCGGGAGGGCCAGGGACUCCCGCUGCUAGCACGGCUUCCUAUACCUCAGAGUUGCCU
Molecule: messenger RNA, 752 nt
Organism: Octodon degus (degu)
Lineage: Eukaryota; Metazoa; Chordata; Mammalia; Rodentia; Octodontidae
Gene: Tmem114
Product: transmembrane protein 114
Exons: 4
Coding region: 1-672 (223 amino acids)
Cellular component (GO): apical plasma membrane
Source: RefSeq, a predicted model, not a curated record